AUGGAAGUGGAGUUCGCUUCGUACGGAAGUCUAGCAACUACUUUGACAAAAAGAGCCCUCUCAUACGACAUGCCCAAUUCCAACCUACAAACCUACUACCUCAUUUUAACUCUCACUCUCCUCCUCUUCUGGACAACCAUAAUCUCUCUCCUCAUCUACUUCAUCUCCUCCCUCGAACCGCCCAAGCCCACUCCUCCCUGCCGUGGCAGUUUGAUCCACGAAGAAAUUUGUUACUGUCCCGCUUCCAUCUCUCAUUGUACUCCAACCCCACCCGAAUCUAUCACAAUUCGAAAUCAAGAUUCUGGGCCCGAAACUCCGGUUAAACAGAUAAUAAUAUACUUUGCGCUCGCAAUGUCCAUAUGUGGAAUUUUGGUACAGAUUGUGGUACUGAGUGGAUGGUGGAGUCCUUGGGGAGAGAAAAUCGUGUGGAGGAAGGGAGCAUCAGGAUGGGAAUGGAAAGUUAGUUCAGUGGGGAAGGGAAAGAAAGGAGGAAAUAGUGAACAAGCUCCUUUGAUUGUAAGCGAGAGUUAG
Botrytis fragariae is the source of this 531-nucleotide messenger RNA. RefSeq lists its product as uncharacterized. Lineage: Eukaryota; Fungi; Ascomycota; Leotiomycetes; Helotiales; Sclerotiniaceae. The record is from RefSeq and is a predicted model, not a curated record. The transcript has 2 exons. The coding region runs from base 1 to 531 and encodes 176 amino acids.